Molecule: messenger RNA, 2054 nt
Organism: Pan troglodytes (chimpanzee)
Lineage: Eukaryota; Metazoa; Chordata; Mammalia; Primates; Hominidae
Gene: MMP27
Product: matrix metallopeptidase 27
Exons: 8
Coding region: 52-1302 (416 amino acids)
Biological process (GO): collagen catabolic process; proteolysis; extracellular matrix organization
Cellular component (GO): extracellular matrix
Molecular function (GO): metalloendopeptidase activity; zinc ion binding
Source: RefSeq, a predicted model, not a curated record
UUUUCUAAAUUCUGUGCUAACAGAACCGGCUUCAGCUGAAGAAAGAGAGGAAUGAAGCGCCUUCUGCUUCUGUUUUUGUUCUUUAUAACAUUUUCUUCUGCAUUUCCCUCAGUCCGGAUGACGGAAAAUGAAGAAAACGUGCAACUGGCUCAGGCAUAUCUCAACCAGUUCUACUCUCUUGAAAUAGAAGGGAAUCAUCUUGUUCAAAGCAAAAAUAGGAGUCUCAUAGAUGACAAAAUUCGGGAAAUGCAAGAAUUUUUUGGAUUGACAGUGACUGGAAAACUGGACUCAAACACCCUUGAGAUCAUGAAGACACCCAGGUGUGGGGUGCCUGAUGUGGGCCAGUAUGGCUACACCCUCCCUGGGUGGAGAAAAUACAACCUCACCUACAGAAUAAUAAACUAUACUCCGGAUAUGGCACGAGCUGCUGUGGAUGAGGCUAUCCAAGAAGGUUUAGAAGUGUGGAGCAAAGUCACUCCACUAAAAUUCACCAAGAUUUCAAAGGGGAUUGCAGACAUCAUGAUUGCCUUUAGGACUCGAGGAGGUCUGCCUAAGGUACCUGCUAAGCCAAAGGAACCCACUAUACCCCAUGCCUGUGACCCUGACUUGACUUUUGACGCUAUCACAACUUUCCGCAGAGAAGUAAUGUUCUUUAAAGGCAGGCACCUAUGGAGGAUCUAUUAUGAUAUCAUGGAUGUUGAGUUUGAAUUAAUUGCUUCAUUCUGGCCAUCUCUGCCAGCUGAUCUGCAAGCUGCAUACGAGAACCCCAGAGAUAAGAUUCUGGUUUUUAAAGAUGAAAACUUCUGGAUGAUCAGAGGAUAUGCUGUCUUGCCAGAUUAUCCCAAAUCCAUCCAUACAUUAGGUUUUCCAGGACGUGUGAAGAAAAUAGAUGCAGCCGUCUGUGAUAAGACCACAAGAAAAACCUACUUCUUUGUGGGCAUUUGGUGCUGGAGGUUUGAUGAAAUGACCCAAACCAUGGACAAAGGGUUCCCGCAGAGAGUGGUAAAACACUUUCCUGGAAUCAGUAUCCGUGUUGAUGCUGCUUUCCAGUACAAAGGAUUCUUCUAUUUCAGCCGUGGAUCAAAGCAAUUUGAAUAUGACAUUAAGACAAAGAAUAUUACCCGUAUCAUGAGAACUAAUACUUGGUUUCAAUGCAAAGAACCAAAGAACUCAUCAUUUGGUUUUGAUAUCAACAAGGAAAAAGCACAUUCAGGAGGCAUAAAGAUAUUGUAUCAUAAGAGUUUAAGCUUGUUUAUUUUUGGUAUUGUUCAUUUGCUGAAAAACACUUCUAUUUAUCAAUAAAUUCAUAGACCUAAAAUAAACCUCAACAGGUCUUUUAAUAUAAAUUCUGCUUCAAAAUAGAAUAAAACCAUUCUUUAACAACAAGUUGCUAGUCCUAGUUAUAAAUAUCCAAAUUCAAUGGCCAUUUUGAGCUGCCUGAUUCUUUUAAUAGGAAGUUAUUAUGUAGAAACAAAAAUCUCUGACUGUACUUUAAGCCUAUUUCAUGCUUUGUGGACUUGGAGAAGACAUGUCUUAUAACUGAAUACUGAAACAUUUAUUAAACCAAUCUUUAGCAUUCUAUUUUGUCUGGACCUUUGGAGGUUAAAAGCCCCAAUAAACUACAGUGCUCAUCCCUAUGCAUGUUCUGAACCCAUCAAUCAAGUAAGUUACUCCACCUCCCAAAGAGAAGGGUGACAGCCUGGAUAGAUGCAGGGUGAGUUACGUUAGAGGUUAUUCUCUGACAAGUAAGGAACUAGCAGAAGUAGGAGAGAAGUGUUCCCCCAGCCUCACAAACAUUGACCAAUGCAGUUAAACAUUCCUUAGGGAAUAUAAAAUUAAGUUUUCUGCACACUGAUUUCAGACACAAGAAAUGUGGGGAUUUUCAUCCUGUGUUUGUGGUAUAUGUGCAUCAUCUGAGCCUAUGGGUAGAAAGUUUCUGUACUCUUUGUUCCAUCAUGGAUUUGUUGACUUUCUAAAUGCUUAUGGCUUGAUCUUAUCAUUAUACCCUCAAAGUUAAGUGCUUAGCAAAGCUCUUAAUAAAAUUUUUGACCCAG